Molecule: messenger RNA, 3474 nt
Organism: Vidua chalybeata
Lineage: Eukaryota; Metazoa; Chordata; Aves; Passeriformes; Viduidae
Product: Fc receptor-like protein 2
Exons: 12
Coding region: 1538-3265 (575 amino acids)
Biological process (GO): cell surface receptor signaling pathway
Molecular function (GO): transmembrane signaling receptor activity
Source: RefSeq, a predicted model, not a curated record
CAGGCCAGGAAGGAACGGGGCUGCUGAGAGAUAAGGAAAAAUUCAGGGGAUGACAGAGUUGGAAUUACUGCUGCUAAAGGGAGCGACAGGCUGGGAGAGAAACAGCCUGCAGAGAGGAAGGAGGGACACGAAAGCUCUGGAGAUUCCCCUUCAGCCCGUGGAGGUCCCCAGGGAGCAGAUACACCCCUGCAGCCCUGCAGGAGUCCCUGGCCAAGCAGGGGAUGCCCAAAGGGGGCUGUGAGCCUGUGAAAAGCCCAUGCUGGAGCAGUUCCCAAGACGGGAAGGAUGAGCAAGAAUGGAGAAGUCUGGACACCCCCCGGAACUGUCAUCCUCCAGGACAGGAUCCCCUUGGCAAGCAUGUGUCCCCUCUGGGACAGGAUCCCCCCAGGACAGUACCCCCUGGAUGUGACCCCCCAGGACAGAACCUGUCCCCCCAUGUGACACUCAGCACAAAAGGCUUCUUCCUUCUGCUGCAGGAGAGAGAAAGUGGAAGUGUUGGGGGGCACAGCUGGACACCCCCAUCCCUCACAGCCUCCCCAGCCCUCCCUGCAAACCCUUCACCCCUGCUUCUCCCACCCUGGGGUUCCCCCAACCUGUUCCCUGCUCAGGAGCUCCCCAGGAUCAUCAAGACAUGAACUGGGGGGUUGUGAAAUGGAGGGAUAAAAUGAUGGAAAUGGAAAUGAAGAGAGGGAAAAGUCACUGUGAGUUGGGGGGGACACAGACCCAGAGACCCUCAGAAUCUGUCUGGGGCGAUCCCCAGGCCACUGACACCUCCGGGGGGGGCUGUGCUAGGCCCAGGGUCACCCCAAAAUCUGAGGCAGCCAGGGAAGAAGCCACAACCCAUGUGCUCACCCAGCCAGCCACUGCCCAUCCCUGGACCCCAUUCCCCUGGGAACCCAACCAUUGGACCCCAAUUCCUUAUGUCCCCCAUCCCUGGGACCCCCAUCCCACUAUUCACAUUCCCCAGGAUCUCCAUGGCCCAGGACCCCCAUUCCCAGGGAACCCUCUCCCAUUCAUUCCAUCACUUGAAAUCCCCCUUCCCCGCAGGACUUUGGUUCUCCCAGGGCCCCCCAUGCCCACAGGACCCCCAUAUACCCUGCACCCCAUUCUUGGCACACACAUCCCAUGACCCCAAAUCCCUGGAGCCCACGUUCCCCUGGGACUUCCAUCCCUCAGUGCCCCCAGCCCUGGGGACCCCCAUUCCCAUUGCACCCACAUCCCUCAUGACUCCCCCUCAAGACCAUUCCCCAGAGACCCAUCCCUGGUACUCCCCAUUCACCUGGACACCCAUCCCUGACUCCCCAAACCCACCGAGCCCCCACUCCUAGGAACCCCAUGUCUCACCGUGUGCCACCCAACCUUGUCUCCAUCCUGUCCCCACCCUGCCCACAACCUGUCCCCAGCUUCUGGUCACCCUGCACCCACCAAGGGCCACCCACAUGUGUGGACGAGUCGUGACCUCGCUUCCUUCCCCUUCAUCCGAAGAGCCGCCAGCCAGGGGAGCGGUGGCCACAGCAGCCAGUGACAGCCAGUCCACAUGGCUGGGGACAGCAGGAUGGCCGGGAAGGUGACGCUGCUCCUGUGGGUGCCCACCCAGCCCUGUUCCUUCUCCCUUCCAGCCCAGACCCUCGGCCUCACUGGUGCCCAGACCCGCCAGAUCCUCGUGGAGCCACCCUGGAGGCCGGCAGUGCUGUGGGACCAGGUGACACUGACCUGCCAGGGCUCGGGGACCGCCGGUGCCACCACCUGGUACAAGGACAGGCAGCGCUGGGGACAGCAGGGACGUGACCGCUUCACUGUCACCGAGAUUGGCACCUACCAGUGUGAGAGAUCCGGCACCGAGCGCAGCUCCCCCGUGAGAGUCUCAAAUGACUGGCUGGUGCUGCAGGUGCCAGUACAGGUGCUGCUGGAGGGGGACACGGUGACACUGCGCUGCCGGGGCCGGCAGGACAACCCAGUCACCAGGGUGCAAUUUUUCCGGGAUGAGAAGGAUCUGAGGCAGUUCCUCAGGGGGACCGAGCUGUCCCUGACCCCUCUACAGCUGAACCAGAGCGGCCGCUACCACUGUGAGGGCUGGGUGAGCUCACAUGGGUCACAGUCAGCAGCAGUGUCCUCACCUCCCCUCUCUAUCCCAAAGCUCUUCUCAGUGCCAGUGCUGGAGGGUCCCCCCGAGCCCACCGAGGGGUCACCCCUGAAUCUCAGCUGCCUCAGCACCCCCAGCCCCCUGCGGCCCCGAGCCCCCCUCCUGCACAUGUUCUACCAGGACGGGCAGGUGGUGGGGGGCCUGCAGGUGUCCCCACACCUGCUGGUGCCUGCCGUGGGGGUCUCCCACUCAGGGAAUUACAGCUGUGAGGUGCGCUCCGAGGGGGGGGCCGUGCGGAAGAGCAGCGCCCAACUCCACGUCACGGUGCGCAGGAUCCCACCGUUGGGGGUGUCCCUGUCAGUACAGCCCCCCGUGGGACAGGUGGCACUGGGGAACCACCUGGUUCUGAGCUGCACGGUGGCCAUGGGGACAGGUCCCCUAUCCUUCUCCUGGCACCGGGUGGGCUCGGGGGCACCGCUGGGCACUGGCCCCCACCUGGAGCUGCCCCACGUUGGGCACAAUGACAGCGGCCAGUACCGAUGCCGGGUCAGCGAUGGGGACAGCGUGGCCGAGAGUGACCCCCUGAAUGUCACCGUCCUGGUGCCCGUGGCCAAUGCCACCAUCACCCCCGCUCCCCUGGCACACCAGGUGCGUGCAGGUGACACCAUGACCCUGCGCUGCACGGUGCAGGUGGGCUCAGCCCCUGUCACCUUCACCUGGCUGCACAACGGGCAGGAGGUGGCCCACGGUCCCCUCCUGGAGCUUGGGGCUGUUGAUGUGGGAUGUUCAGGCACCUACCAGUGCAUGGCCACCAACCAGCUGGGACAGGACGGGCACAACAUGUUCCAGGCACUCAGCCCAGAGCUGGCCCUGGCGGUGACACCGUGGGGACACAGGGACACAGUGGUCACAGGGCUCAGUGGGGCCCUUUUGUUCCUGGUCCUGCUCGUGGGUGUCAUUGUGGCCUGGCACCGGUGGCACCGUGUGGCAGCUGCCAGGAAGCACCAGGAAAGGGCCCUCCCCGAUCCCCCAGGCCCCCCAGAGGAGGGGGAGGUGCUAUACAGUGACGUUGUGAGCACCAAGCAGAUGGGGGGUGUACCCCCGUGCCACCACACCCCAGGAUCCCCACAUCACCUAUCCAGAGCUGCGGGGACCCCACGGGCGACCUCAGGAACCCGGUGACAUCUACGGGAAUGUGCUGUGACACUGGGGGGAACUGGGGAGCACUGCACUGGGGUCCCCACCCAUGGGUGCCCACACGUGUGUGUGCUGCCACUAAAAACUGCCCCUCUCCCUCCCCAUGGAGACACAAAGAUCCCAAAGGGCUGAGAGAAAACAAUCUCCUGAAACAGCAACAAGAGAGAAUAAAACCAACUGCAACAGCAACAAGG